AUGAGCAGCAGCUGUUCAGGACUGAGCAGGGUCUUGGUGGCUGUAGCUGCAGCCCUCGUGUCCGCCUCCUCCUCCUGUCCCCAGGCCUGGGGCCCCCCAGGGGUCCAAUAUGGGCAGCCUGGAAGGCCCAUGACGCUGUGCUGCCCUGGAGUGACCGCUGGGACCCCCGUGUCCUGGUUUCGGGACGGGGAGACCAGGCUGCUCCAGGGACCUGACUCUGGGCUGGGGCAUGAGCUGGUCCUGGCCCGUGCAGACAGCACUGACGAGGGGACCUACAUCUGCCGGAGCCUGGAUGGCGCCGUUGGGGGCACAGUGACCCUGCAGCUGGGCUACCCCCCGGCUCGGCCUGUCGUCUCCUGCCGAGCAGCCGACUAUGAGAACUUCUCCUGCGCGUGGAGUCCCAGCCAGGUCAGCGGUUUGCCCACCCGCUACCUUACUUCCUACAGGAAGAAGACAGUGCCAGGAGCUGAUGGCCAGAGGACAAGCCCAUCGACAGGGCCCUGGCCGUGCCCUCAGGACCCCCCUGGGGCUGCCCGCUGUGUGGUCCACGGGGCGGAGUUCUGGAGCCAGUACCGCAUCAAUGUGACGGAGGUGAACCCGCUGGGAGCCAGCACCCGCCUGCUGGACGUGAGCUUGCAGAGCAUCUUGCGUCCUGACCCACCCCAGGGGCUGCGGGUAGAGCCAGUACCUGGAUACCCCCGCCGCCUGCGUGCCAGCUGGACGUACCCUGCCUCCUGGCCCCGCCAGCCCCACUUCCUGCUCAAGUUCCGGCUGCAGUACCGUCCAGUGCAGCAUCCCACCUGGUCCACGGUGGAGCCAGCUGGAUUGGAGGAGGUGAUCACAGAUGCUGUGGCAGGGCUGCCCCAUGCUGUCCGCGUCAGUGCCCGGGACUUUCUGGAUGCUGGCAGCUGGAGCGCCUGGAGCCCCGAGGCCUGGGGGACUCCAAGCACUGGGCCCCUACCUAAGGAGAUACCUGCUGGGGGUCAGCCCUACAUGCAGCUGGAGAAGGAGCCUCAAGCAGACAGCCCUGCCCCCCCAAGGCCCUCCCUCCUGCCGGACUUACAGCCACUUGUCCACAGGGACCCUCUGGAGCAGGUGGCUGUCCUGGCAUCUUUAGGAAUCUUCUCUUUCCUGGGACUGGCAGCUGGGGCCCUGGCACUGGGGCUCUGGCUGAGGCUGAGGCCAGAUGGGAAAGAUGGACCCCAGAAGCCUGGUUUCUUGGCCCCGAUGAUUCCAGUGGACAAGCUUCCAGGCGCCCCAAACCUAUAG
This is a messenger RNA of Pipistrellus nathusii (Nathusius's pipistrelle), 1269 nucleotides long. The record is from the annotation of a GenBank genome assembly. NCBI's taxonomy places the organism in Eukaryota, Metazoa, Chordata, Mammalia, Chiroptera, Vespertilionidae.